UGCGUGUUGAGAGGCUAGUUUUGCUGUAACCGAAAUUAUAUUAGAGAGAAGAGACAAAGAUUCAAACUGCUCAAAAACAUGGCAGUUAGCUUCUUCCUGGAUUUGUGGAACAAAUGGAACAUCCGAGGCUUCGUCGUACUGAGCCUCUCGCUUCAGAUCUGUCUCAUUCUAUUUGCACCCCUUAGAAAGAAAACAGCAAACCGCCCCAUCAUCUUCCUCUUGUGGUUGGCCUAUUUGAUGGCUGACUCGGUAGCUGCAUUUGCAGUCGGGCUCAUCUCUCACAACCAAGGCAAUUUACACGCUCGUGUAGCAGAAGUAGACGGAGCACUUCAGGCAUUCUGGGCCUCAUUUCUCUUGCUACAUCUUGGUGGUCCGGACACCAUCACUGCCUUUUCCCUCGAGGACAGUUCACUUUGGAAACGGCACCUGCUCAGUCUCAUCUUCCAAGUCGGUGCCGCCAUCUACGUCUUUGUGCGGAUAUUUCCAAGCGACAAGUCGCUGGUGAUCCCAACGAUCCUGGUGUUUCUAGCAGGGUUUAUAAAAAUUGCGGAGAGGACACUGGCACUCUAUCUCUCGAGCUUCCCAAAGCUCAGGGAAUCGAUGCUCUUAGACAACAAGCCAAGAAUGGCCGCAGACUCGUCGCAAUUGCUUGAAGAACUCAUUGUUCAUUCGGAUGGAUAUGGAUGUUCUGAUGAAGAAGGAGCAAAGCUUGCCGAGAGCAUCGUGGUGAAGCAUGCUUACUCAUUCUUUCAAAUCUUUAAGGUCUUCAUCGCAGAUCUCAUCUUCACAAAACAACAACGCGAAAUGAGCCGCAAAUAUUUUGCCAAAGUUUCCGCGGUGGAUGCGUUGAGGUUGAUAUUAGUCGAACUCGAUUUCAUUUACGAGGAGCUCCACACAAAAGCAUUGACAAUACGUCACAGGUGGAGCUACAUAUUCCGCAUCAUAGCCUUCACUAGUGUUGCGGUGGCUCUGGGUCUGUUCAAUCGCUUGAAGAAGUAUCGGCUCCUCGAACUUGAUGUGAAAAUUACUCAUAUCCUUCUUUUCGGAGGGAUUGUUCUUGAUGGGAUAGCUCUGUUCAUGCUCGUUUUCUCCGAUUGGACUGUUGCGAGAAUCAAGUACAACACCACAGGGUCAUCUAAACUAGAUUCAUUUCUCUACAAGUUGGUAUCCGCCACGGAUUACCUGAGGAAGCCUCGAUACGCCACAAGUGAAGUAUAUCCUAAGGCCAAUGUUACUUACGAGGUGUUCGAUACACCAUUAAUAUUUCGAAGGUGGUCAGAGUCCAUCUCUGCUUGCAACCUUUUUUCUGAGGCAUUGAAGGAGAGUCCAAGAAAGAUAUGUAAGUGCAAUCGGUUCCGAGGCAUCAUCGUUUUUAAAAAUAUCUGCAGUUUUCCAUUCCGAAUGGUUGACAAGAUCAUCUCUCGUUUCCAUCAAGCUGGUGAGACAAUUGCCAGAUGCUGUGGUAAAAGAUCGAUGAAUGCGGAGUACGUGUCCGAGAAUCUCUUUAUUAAGAAGCUCUGGAUCUUUAUCUUUAAUGAUGUGAAACGUAGAUCCGAGAAUGUGGAUGAUCCGGAAUGGGUGAGGCUGACAAUUAAGAAUCGUGGUAUUACGCAUCUGUGGGGGCUGGACAGUCCUAACGUACCGAAGGAGCACGUCAACAUGGCUAAUUUCCACAGUAUGAUUAUAUUGUGGCAUAUUGUUACUGAAAUCUGUUACAACACAGAGAAACCCACCGAAAGAAAUGAUGAAAGGGAAUUUAGCAAGAUCCUUUCUGACUAUAUGUUGUAUCUUUUACUUAAUCAGCCUAACGUGAUGUCCGGGGUGACGGUUGUGGGCAUUGCCCAAAAGAGAACAGUGGAGACGCUGCUCGAGCUACGCCGCCUCAUCAUCAGUGAUGCGCCCAAGGAUCUGGCAGAGAUAUGCAAAAAAUUGUACGAUGAAGCGGCCCCUCGAGGAAGGGUCGCACCGCGUCUUGCCAACCAAUCGGAAUCCCUGGUCAAGCUAGGGCUUUCUUUGGUCCACAGGAUGGAGGAACGUGUUGGGGAAGCGAAGUGGAAUAUCAUGAGCGGUCAGUGGGUCGAGAUGCUGCAACAUGCAGCGGUUAAUAUUAAAGGCGAGGCACACGUGCAGGUGCUGAGCAAAGGUGGAGAGCUUCUUGCCUUUGUUUGGCUGUUGAUGGCUCAUUUCGGUUGCUUCUACAGGGCUGAAUGGGGCAUGUAUUACGAAUUCUGGGAUGAGAUGAGUAAGCACAGGCCUGCGCGCGCAAUAUGA
Messenger RNA from Syzygium oleosum, 2271 nucleotides. RefSeq lists its product as uncharacterized. The transcript has a single exon. The coding region runs from base 79 to 2271 and encodes 730 amino acids. NCBI's taxonomy places the organism in Eukaryota, Viridiplantae, Streptophyta, Magnoliopsida, Myrtales, Myrtaceae. The record is from RefSeq and is a predicted model, not a curated record.